UUACGGUUAAGGUUAUUGUAUAGGUGUUAUAGCAGGCUAGCGUAAUUCGUUUCUUUCUGCACCGUGUUGCAUUUGCUUUAUGCCAAAUGGUAACAAAACAAAGAGUUUGGCAAGUUCACUGUUGUACAAGUAGCUAGCUACACUAGCUAGUAGCUGACAAUGCUCAACUACUUAAAAACGAUUAGUUAGUAACAUGCGCUAGUUCAUAGCUAAAUGAUUUGCAAUUGCAAUUGUUAGUUGAGCAUUGUAUACCCAAUCAAGAUCACACACACUAUGUUAAUUAGUUUGACCAAGUCACAUUAUUUUGUUUACUUCUGUCCUGUUUAAUAAAAAAAUCUUCAGCAUCUUAUAGCAGACAUGGUCACAGCAGUACAGUGUGUGCUAGCUAAAUUGCUGGGCCCCCUAUGGAGGAAGGUAGAGGUGGAUGAAGAAGACUGUUUGUAUGAGGCAGCUAUGGAAGAGAUCCGCCAGCUGCGAUGCAGUGUGGUGACCCAGCUGUGUCAGGACUAUGGCAUGAUUGAUGAUGCUGUCUACUACACCACUAAAGAGGUGCUGGGAGGCGUACCGCUCAGAGUUGGGGACGUUGUCAACGGCCUUGCAGUGAGGGACAGUGUCCAAGGAGGUUGGAGAGCAUUGAGGGUGGAGAAGAACAGUGAUGCCUGGGAAGAUGGAGGGGGAGGAGCCAUGCUUGAGGCAGACAGCAAACAGCUCCGUCCUCUGAUUGGCACUGUGACAUCAUGUGACAAGGAUGGCGGCUUUAUCAAUCAAACCACUUUCUUUCCACCAAACGCACUUUGUGAAGGUUUUAAACCCAUGAAAGGGGACUGGGUCCAAGCGCAGUACUUCAUUAGUCCCACCCAGUGGAGCAGCCAAGCCCGCUCUGUGUCUCCCUUACGCUACCGCCGCAUGGACAAGGUACGAGUGUCAAGUGUGUUUGGCAGCAGUGGGGUGGUGGAGGACAGUGUGUUUUUCAGCCUGGAUAACCUUCUGCUUCCAACUGGGUACCAUCCCUCGCCUGGGGACCUGGUCAGUCUGGUUGUGUUGGAGAGCAAUCAGUCCUUCUACUGUUGGAGGGCUCUGUGUAUGGCUCCCAGUGAACACAGUAUGGGUACCAGGACCAUGCCAGAGGCUAAUUUUAGAAGUCUCCUGGAAGACAAGGGAGGCCUGGUGAUUGAAGACAAGACCUACUUUGGGACUCUGAUGCUGGGAGAUAACCAAGAGAUGGUGCUCUGGAUACAGAACCGUGGUUCUGAAACCCAUAAACUGACAUGUUGUGAGUUGUCUGACUGGGACUCAGAAAAUCAGUUUAGCUUUGGGAGUGCGACUGACCCACCGGGACAGAGAAAAGGAGCCCUGCAGCAGCCUGUUUUAACCCAGGUUCUGGGUGGGGGUAUUCUGGGCUUAACCAGCAAGCAGGCCCACAUGUUUGGCCCGUCUCUCUGCCUGAGAUCUGGGUCUACUUGGCCUAUGUCACAGCUCAAUGCUGAUGGGAUGACGAGUGAGAUAGAUGGAGAUGAGAAUGGAGAGGGCCAUCAGGAUACUGUUCUUACGCCUUCCAUACGGACGGAGAAGAGAGACGCAGAGAUCGCGCCAGGGGAGAAGCUAAAUGUGCGAGUGAGCUGCCGAGCGAAGACCAUUGGGCGUUGUGCAGAGCUACUGCUGCUGCGCUUCUCCUCCUUCACAAUCGGGAGGCUUCUGGAGGUCACAGUGGUCAGUAAAGAGGAGAGCCUUCUCCAGCCAUAUGCUCCUUACUGCCCGGCAGCAGUCCCAGUGAACCUUCCUCGGGCUUCCCAGGUGGUCACACUGAUGGCUUCACAUCCACCUCAACGCCUGAUUAAGCGCCACCUCCCUAACUUCCUGGGUAACUAUCCAGUUCCCCAGGCCCUACGAGACUGUGUCGAGGCCAACGGAGACGUUCUGGUGGCCAAGCCCUGUCUAGGAGAGACCCUGUCCAUGGCCAACUUUGCUCCCCGUUUCUCUUCCCUGUUGUGGCUUGAGGAGCUGAAGGCUGAGCAGGAGCUCAGGGAGUUCAGUAUCAGCGGAGCCCUCCUCAGGAGAGGCGCGGUCUACCUGCACCUGGAGGUGCUUGGCUUGGCCGAGGGAAGGCCGAGUCUCUUCAUAGGGGACAGAGUGGCUCUGAAGAAGCCUGUCAGUAGAGACCUGGUGAUGGAGUACAUUGGUUACGUCACAGAGAUCCAUGAAGAGGAUGUGAGUUUGAGAGUGAACUCUGAGUUUCAGCAGGGAUACCUGGGAGAGCCUCUGGACGUGGAGUUCUCCUUCAACAGGUUGACCAUGAGGCGAUGCCACCUAGCCCUGGACCAGACCAGGCACUUUGGAGAUAACGUUUUGUUCCCCACAGCGCUGGUGCUCCAGGCUCCUGUGUGGACAGGAGAGUGGGGUCCAGAGGAGUCUGACAAGAAAGAGGAGACGCCCAUAGCGGACGGGGUGAAGCUGUCUGGAAUCUCAGUCGACAUGGUGUCAAAGGCCACGCAAACCAAACCAGAUUCCGGACGACCCAUCCCCAGCCCGGGGCAGUUCUUCAACCGGCAGCUGAACCCGUCCCAGAGGGAGGCUGUGAAGCGCGUCCUGGCAGGAGAGUGUCGGCCCACGCCAUACAUCCUGUUUGGACCCCCCGGGACCGGAAAGACGAUCACCCUCAUAGAGUCCAUACUGCAGGUGUAUCACCGCCUUCCCUGUAGCCGCGUGUUGGUGUGCACUCCCUCCAACAGCGCCGCUGACCUCAUCUGUGUCCGGCUCCACGACAGCGGCUUCCUGAAAACUGCCAGCCUGGCUCGCGUCAAUGCCUCCUGCCGUCAGGAAGAGGCCAUCAUAGAAGUUCUAAGGCAGUACUCCCGGGCUGGGGAGGACAUCAAGCAAGCCUCCUUUCACCGGAUUGUAGUCAGCACCUGUUCCAGUGCCGGCAUGUUCUACCAAAUUGGACUGCGCGUGGGUCAUUUCACGCACGUGUUUCUGGAUGAGGCCGGCCAGGCCACGGAGCCAGAGGCACUGAUCCCCUUGGGGCUUCUGUCAGAGCAAGACGGACAGAUUGUUCUGGCCGGAGACCCCCGACAACUGGGUCCAGUUGUGAAGUCCAAGCUGGCUCAGGCGUUCGGUUUGGGGGUGUCCUUGUUGGAAAGACUGAUGGCCAACCCUCUGUACUCUAAGAAUGGUGGGGAAUAUAACCCCCUGCUGGUGACCAAGCUAGUCUAUAACUACCGUUCCCACGAGGCCCUCCUGUCCCUGCCGUCUAGACUGUUCUACGGGGGGGAGCUGUGUGUCAGGGCCCAGAGAGCCAUAGUAGAUUCCCUCUGUCACUGGAGCCGUCUCCCCACCAAGGGAUUCCCCUUGAUUUUCCAUGGAGUCAGGGGCACAGAGAUGAGGGAGGGAAACAACCCGUCGUGGUUUAACCCUGCCGAAGCCGUCCAGGUAAUGCUGUACUGCUGCCAGCUGGCCAAGAAGCUCUACCACCCUGUGGCACCCUCUGACAUCGGCAUCAUCGCCCCCUACAGGAAACAGUCAGAGAAGAUCCGAGUGCUGCUUCACAGGGUAGGCCUGUCUGACAUCAAGGUGGGCUCUGUGGAGGAGUUUCAGGGCCGGGAGUUUCUGGUCAUCAUAUUGUCCACGGUGAGGGCGAAUGAGUCAGUGCAGGGUGACGACCUUCAAAGCACCCUUGGAUUCCUGUCUAACCCAAAGCGCUUCAACGUGGCUGUCACGCGUCCCAAAGCCCUGCUUAUCGUCGUGGGCAACCCACACGUCUUAGUCAAAGACCCCUGCUUCCACGCUCUCCUCCAGUACUCUUUUGAGAAUGGGGCCUUCCUGGGCUGUGAUCCCCCAGCCUGUCUCAAGGCUUCCCAAUGAGCUGCUGCCGAGAAUGAGGAAUGAGUUGGCUGCUCUCAAGCCUGCCCGGCUGCCCAACAGUCCCUGUUCUAUGUGUUCAAAGAGGUUUCUUACAGUUGUUACGUUAACAUGACUUGGCUCUCUACCAUGUUCUUAGACACCGUGAAGUCUUUGGAAAGAUAAGGAAUAUGUAGAACUUUAGCAAUAUGUUUUCUCUUCUGAUUAGUGGACCGUCGAUGCAGUUUUCAUGCAAUCCACUAGGUGGCAGUAAUAAAUCUGAU
Molecule: messenger RNA, 4118 nt
Organism: Esox lucius (northern pike)
Lineage: Eukaryota; Metazoa; Chordata; Actinopteri; Esociformes; Esocidae
Gene: mov10l1
Product: Mov10 like RISC complex RNA helicase 1
Exons: 24
Coding region: 358-3858 (1166 amino acids)
Molecular function (GO): helicase activity
Source: RefSeq, a predicted model, not a curated record